Aspergillus brunneoviolaceus CBS 621.78 is the source of this 2001-nucleotide messenger RNA. Its product is annotated as putative thiamine pyrophosphate enzyme. NCBI's taxonomy places the organism in Eukaryota, Fungi, Ascomycota, Eurotiomycetes, Eurotiales, Aspergillaceae. The record is from RefSeq and is a predicted model, not a curated record. Gene Ontology annotation, molecular function: flavin adenine dinucleotide binding; acetolactate synthase activity; magnesium ion binding. Gene Ontology annotation, cellular component: mitochondrion; acetolactate synthase complex. The coding region runs from base 151 to 1953 and encodes 600 amino acids. Gene Ontology annotation, biological process: L-valine biosynthetic process. The transcript is spliced from 4 exons.
CUCCACUUCUCGGACUUCAACCCGAGCCCUUACUUUAUCAAUCAGUCAAAAUGCGUUCUUCUCUGUUACAUCCCCCUUACAUCCCACUUCCCCCGCUUGUUCUCAUCCAUAUCGAAUCCUGAACCCCAGAUCUUGAUUGAAGUCAUCACCAUGGUCUACACUGCAUCUUUUGCCUUCUUCGAGGCUCUGUGGGAGGCCGGCGUCACUCAUGUCUUCGUGAAUUUGGGCUCCGAUCAUCCCUCAAUCCUAGAAGCCAUGGUCAAAGGCCAGAAAGAGAAACCCACCGAGUUCCCAAAGAUUGUAACAUGUCCCAAUGAGAUGGUGGCUCUCUCCAUGGCCGAUGGCUAUGCGCGUCUGACUGGCAAGCCUCAAUGUGUGAUUGUUCACGUCGAUGUGGGCACGCAAGGUCUCGCUGCAGCCAUCCACAACGCUUCCUGUGGUCGUGCUCCGGUUCUGAUCUUUGCCGGUCUUUCUCCUUAUACAAUUGAGGGUGAGAUGCGGGGUUCUCGCACCGAAUACAUCCACUGGAUCCAAGAUGUUCCGGACCAGAAGCAGAUCGUCUCUCAGUACUGUCGUUAUGCUGGAGAAAUCCGUUCGGGCAAGAACAUCAAACAGAUGGUGAAUCGGGCUUUACAGUUCGCCACAAGCGACCCUCAGGGCCCUGUCUACCUGGCUGGUGCUCGAGAAGUCAUGGAGGAGGAAAUAACCCCGUACUCUAUCAAUCAAAGCCAGUGGGUACGAGUUGCUCCACCAGCACUACCUUCGGAAGGAGUGGAGUUGAUUGCUACUGAGCUUGCGGCUGCCAAAGAGCCAUUGGCAAUCGUAGGAUACUCAGGCCGCAACCCCCAGGCAGUGAAGGAGUUGGUCACUCUAGCCGACACAUUCAAGGGCCUGCGCGUUCUAGAUACUGGUGGCUGCGACAUGUGCUUCCCAGGUGAUCAUGCAGCAUCUCUAGGAAUGCGAUUUGGAAUCCACGAUGCCAUAAAGACGGCUGACUUUAUUCUGGUUGCCGAUUGCGACGUACCAUGGAUUCCUACCAUUUGCAAGCCUUCCGACACCGCCAAAAUUGUCCACGUCGACGUGGAUCCUCUCAAGCAACAGAUACCUGUGCAUUAUAUCAACUCGAGUGCAACUUACCGGGCGGAGUCUGCAACGGCGUUCAAGCAGGUCAACGACUUUAUUGCAUCCAACCAUAAGCUACAACAAUCUAUCAACACGGCAGAGAACCAGGCGCGAGGCGAACGUCGUGAGCAAGAAUUCAGAAAAACGCGCAAGGCAAUCGCCGAUAUGGCCGUGGUCCCAGCAGGCGGGGACGGGGCGCCGUUGAACGCGUCGUAUCUCAUCUCCCAGCUCCGGGGAGGUUGUCCUGCUGACACCAUCUGGGCGAUCGAGUCCGUGACGCUGACUGGGAUCGUCUCCGAUCAAAUCGCGGCAACUAUCCCCAAAUCCUGGAUCAAUUGCGGCGGCGGUGGUCUUGGAUGGUCUGGUGGCGGUUCUUUGGGCAUCAAGCUCGCGACCGAUCUUGAACACGGGGGGAACAACAAGGGCAAGUUUGUCUGUCAAAUCGUAGGCGACGGCACGUACCUCUUCUCGGUGCCUGGCUCCGUGUACUGGGUGGCGCGCCGGUACAAUAUCCCCGUCCUGACAAUUGUCUUGAACAAUAAGGGCUGGAAUGCCCCGCGGAGGAGUAUGCUGUUGGUGCACCCCAACGGUGACGGCUCCCGGGCCACCAACGAAGACCUCAACAUCUCCUUCGCGCCCACUCCGGACUACCCCGGGAUCGCGAAGGCGGCCUCGGGAGGUCAAUUCUGGGCGGCGCAGGCGUCAACGGUUGCGGAGCUCCGUCGGUUGCUGCCCGAGGCCAUCAAGAGUGUGCAGAAUGGCACCACGGCUGUGUUGGAAGCGCAGUUGGAUGGGACGGAGGGCAAAUAUGUGGCAAAGCCGAAACUUUGAGUUUUUGAACUUGGAUCGUAUGUCUAGCAAAGAUGACUUACAUGGGAG